AUGGAGUGCUCGUGGAAGACAGUAUUACUGCUGGUGUGUGCAUCUCUGGGGGUCCAGUACACUGCCAUUCGCUCCCUCAGAGACUCCCUCCCUGAGCACUGCCAGGGUUCCCACCGCUGCCAAGGCUCGCAGGGCAAAGAGUACAGAUGGAAAUCUCCUUGUUAUGACAACCCGUUGCCGGCCGAAACUUCCACCACAACCGCUCGGAAACACAUCCUCCUGCUGGCUCAAACCCGCAGUGGCUCGUCCUUCACGGGUCAGCUGUUUAACCAGCACCCAGGAAUUUUCUACGUGUUUGAGCCUCUCUACCAUGUCCAGCAAGCUUUCACCAACUCUUCCAGCCGCUUACGUCGUGCCCUGGACAGCAGAGCUCUCCUUGGGGCGUACAGAGACCUCCUCCUCAAUUUAUUUACAUGCGACCUCAGCUUUUUGGAGAACUACAUCCGCCCAGAACCCCAGGACCACCUGACUGGUUCUUUCUUCCGCCGUGGCUCCAGCCAUGCCCUGUGCACUCCACCUGUGUGCCAGGAGGGCAGUGAGGAAAUACAGGGAGGGCAACCUGACGAAACUUGGUGCCCAAAAAAAUGCAGAGCCCUGAACCUCACUCUGGCAUCUUUAGCUUGCCAGGCACGUAGCCACGUGGCCAUUAAGACGGUCCGUAUACCAGAAGUUGGAGAUCUACGCACCCUGUCGGAAGAUCCUCGACUGGAUCUGAGGAUCAUCCAUUUGGUGCGAGAUCCCAGAGCCAUCCUGGCCUCACGGAUGAUGGCCUUUUCCGAUCAAUUCCGGGCGUGGAGGAUCUGGAACGCCACAGGCCGGCAACCACGUUAUGUGGAUCUGGGUCAAAUCACCCGGACCUGUAGGGACAUUGACAACUCAGUGGAGACUGCUCUGCAGCGACCCACCUGGCUGCGGGGCCGUUACCUCAUGGUGCGCUAUGAGGACCUGGCCCAGAAUCCUGAGGGUAAGGCCAGAGAAAUCUACAGGUUUUUGGGCUUGGACAUGGACAGUAGAGUGCUCACAUGGAUAACUCAGAACACCAACACCAGCGCCCCCCCAGCCUCCGAAUGGAACUACAAGUAUUCCACCACCAGGGACUCCCGAAACACAGCCCACAGUUGGAGGUUGCGUUUGGGCUUUAACAUUGUGAGGACGGUACAAGCUCUGUGUAACAGCACCUUUUCCUUACUAGGCUAUAAAUUAGUUAACUCUGUGGCUGAACUGAGGAACAUGACAAAUAGUUUAGUGGAAAUAGUUUGA
This is a messenger RNA of Chanos chanos (milkfish), 1260 nucleotides long. Its product is annotated as carbohydrate sulfotransferase 1. Gene Ontology annotation, molecular function: N-acetylglucosamine 6-O-sulfotransferase activity. The coding region runs from base 1 to 1260 and encodes 419 amino acids. Gene Ontology annotation, biological process: N-acetylglucosamine metabolic process; sulfur compound metabolic process. The transcript has 2 exons. The record is from RefSeq and is a predicted model, not a curated record. Lineage: Eukaryota; Metazoa; Chordata; Actinopteri; Gonorynchiformes; Chanidae.